Echinococcus granulosus is the source of this 585-nucleotide messenger RNA. RefSeq lists its product as hypothetical. The transcript has 5 exons. The coding region runs from base 1 to 585 and encodes 194 amino acids. Lineage: Eukaryota; Metazoa; Platyhelminthes; Cestoda; Cyclophyllidea; Taeniidae. The record is from RefSeq and is a predicted model, not a curated record.
AUGGAUUGGGCUUUGCAAGGGGCUGAUUUAGUCCCCUUCGAUGGUGGUUUAUUGAUUGGGCAUCGAAGCGCACUGGAGGUUGAGAUCCAAUCACCUCCCCUUGCCACUCUACCGCUCCAAGUUCCUGGUCUAUCUAAUCAGUCGGCGAGCAACAUGCGCGCACAUACGUGCAUAAGCCCGCUCUCUGGCGGCUCGCUCGUUCCCCUCCUCCUGUUCCUCCACCUUUUCUCUCCCUCUCCAACCCCCGAAACCCGCCAUCCCGCCCCGCCCAUGGUUCUCGUUCCUCUAUUGACGUUCCUUGCUUGCCUACUUGCGUCGGUGCUUGCGUGCGUUCUGUUCAAGGUGCCGCAUGGAGCGCCAGCGAGCUCACCGCACGCCAAACGUUCCACACUAUCUGUGGACGGGAUAAUCAAUAAUUCAGCGGCAGCGGCUGCUGCUGCGGCCGCCGCCGCUUCCGCUUCCAAUGCUUACGCCGCAGGACUGCAGGCGGCCGCGGCGGCAGCUAUCGGGUUGGGGCAGCUGGCAGACCUUUCGGCGGUCUAUCGCCAAGCAACUGCGGCGGAUCAGGCGAAAGACCUCCUUUGA